Messenger RNA from Diplodia corticola, 2766 nucleotides. Its product is annotated as ino80 chromatin remodeling complex. The record is from RefSeq and is a predicted model, not a curated record. The transcript is spliced from 2 exons. Bases 1 to 2766 code for a protein of 921 amino acids. Gene Ontology annotation, cellular component: Ino80 complex. Lineage: Eukaryota; Fungi; Ascomycota; Dothideomycetes; Botryosphaeriales; Botryosphaeriaceae.
AUGGUCGAGCUCCGCGAAUCUUGCAUUCCUGUUCCUCCCAUUCCAGCCCGCAGCAUUGUCGCGCGCCGCGCCCAUCGCACCAUUCGCAUCGCUGCACCACGAAGCCAUGGUCCCGUGAUUUGUACCACUGACCCUCGCCCAGCUCUCAAAUCGCAACUUUGCCGAACCAAGGAGCUCUGGGAAGCUCAGCGCCUGAAACCCAUCAUGUCACAACCCUCCACCACGCCAGCGCCGCGCGCCGACGAGCCCGAUCCCAGAAACAGCCUCCGCCACGUCCUCGCCGCCGACUCUCCCAACCAAGACAUGCCCGACGCCCCGACGCCCGUCAAGACCGAAGCUGGCCAGCCGCCUGCCCAGGACGACCCCGACUCCACCGACGACCCCAAGUCGAAGCCCGCCGACGAGCAGCCCAUGUAUACUGCGACCACCACCACCACCCGCCGCAAUGCCAACGGCAGCGUGUCCUCUGUGUAUUCGGGCAACAAGAUCCGCCACCUGAAGAAGGAAGAUGGCGUGCCGCUGUGGCGCAAGGACAUCCAAUACGACUUCCUGCGCAACGUCUUCGAUGACCAGACUCGCGUCUUCCACAAGGUCUCCGACGGCACCGACGGCCACACCUUCGCCGACAUAUACCUCGAUGCCAUGGCCAAGAGCAGCAAAUGCAGCAAGAUUCUCAAGGACAAGCUGUUGACGGAGCGCGCUGCCGCUAUCAACAUGGCAAUGGUGUGCUUGUUGGUCAAUGUCGGCCGCAUGAACACCACACUGAACUUCUUCCCCGAGAUGCGCGCCCAGCUCCGAACCUAUCACUCGAUCCCCUCGCUCCAAGCUCAUCAAGACCCCAAUGCCUACAAGCAAUUGCAGGACGCCCCUCGUCUCAAGUCCAUCCUCAAGGGAGCGACCGAGGAUACACAGCAGCCCAGCACUAUCGAAGAGAUCAAGAACGCCUCUGUACCGCGCACGAACCCCGUCAACCUCAUCUUCGUCCUCGCACAAUACGCCCCCAAGAUAUCCGAGCUACACUUUUUUCCUCCUCGAGACUUUUUCGACCUGGUCAUGCGAAGCGCUUUGAGCUCCGAGAGUCGCGCAAAGGCCUUCCUGUGGCUGAUGUGGUGGUAUCUGGAAAGCGACUUUACCGAGCACGACGCGAUGCAUAAUCCAUUCGGCCAAGGCCAGCCAGGAACCUCUGGGGAUGCUACUGGUGGAAUGCCCAUCAAGACACCGCCCUUUAAGCAUCUUACAGAGGAGGAAGCGGCGCUGGAGAACGUGGAUACGGAGGAAGAGAAGGUGUUUGGGGAGGAAAAGCGGAAAGAGCGGAUAACCAUCCUGGCCACCGACAUGGCCCCUGUGGUGACCGGACCCAAGCGUGGAAUCAAAAAGGGAUUCACCAAUAAUCCGGUCUUUUCUGUCGCAUCUGAUGACGGGUCAAUGACGCCAGGCAGGGAUCAUCAAUCCCCCGGGCCUGCAUCGUUUCGAUCGAGUGGCCGUGCGAAGGCGCCCCUCAAGGCGCUGCAAGCCGACUACGGAUCUGACACUGAUCGUACUCGAUCAGCUAGCCCUCCCAGCGUUGCAGGAUAUCCACCAAGGAUUACUCCCAACAUGCGCAUCAACAACUUGCUGAACGACGAUGGACCAUCUACCCCACAACCUCCUCAAGGCAAAGGCCCUGGCCGGGGGAAUUGGGGACCACGCAGCAAAGGCACCCCCUCAAGUGUGGGCGGCAGUGCACGCCAUCCUUUCAAAGCACAUCUUGACACUGCCUCCCCUUCUGUGGCCCUGGGCGGUGCUGGGCCUCAUGGCUUUUACCUUCCCCUGAACGGUACGGAUCCCAGUGUCAACCGCAAGCGACCUCCCACAGCGCACCAGAUGGCAGUGGAGCAACACCGCAAGAAGCAAGUCGACUACAUCCUCGACCGCAAACUCCGCACCCAGCAUCGUGAAGCCGAGCGCCGACGCAAGCGCGAAGGCACCUUCUCACGAGCGUGGAAGCGGCUCAAGCUGAUGCCAGACGGCUACGACAGCGAGGAGGAAUUCUACGCGGCGGCAGCGCUGGCGGCGGAGAACGGCGUGCUCGAACACUCGCCGGUGCGCAGGCCGAUGCUCGAGGCGACGAGGCUCGCGGGGCUGACGCCCAUCGUCGGCCGGCUCGAGCUCGAUGACUGCGGCGAGGAGAUGACGCACUGGGCGCGCAUCUUCCGGCAGACGGGCCGCCGGCUCGACCGCUGGGACGGCAACCCGGACGCGGUGCCCGUCAAGAAGCGCAAAGACCGCGCCGAGCGCGACGACGAAGCCGCCGCCGCCGCCGCCGCAGCCGCAGCCUCCGCACCCACGCCCCAGCACGACCUCGUCUGGGUCGGCGAGGACGCCGCCGGCACCGCCACGCCCGGCACCGGCGCCGCCCUCGGCGGCGGCAGCAGAGCCGCGGGCAGACGGGGCGGAGGAGGAGGAGGCGCGUCCGGCAGGCGGAAGCGCGCGGGCGUGCCGUCGUCCGUCGCGGACUCGACGGUGGCAGACGCGUCCGAGCGCGGUGACGGCGACAGCGUCGCGGACCUCCCUCUGGGCGACGGCGGGGGCCGCGAGAGCAGCGCGGUGCCCACCAUGGAAGAAGAAGACAUGGAUGACGUCGACGACAGCAUCGUCGUCGGGGGCGUUCCGCCGCGGCCGGCUGCGGCGGCGGUGCUGGCGGACGAUGAGAUGGAGGUUGAGGAUGACGGGGACGCCGCCGAGGGAGAGGAGAGCGAGGAGGACGAGGAGAUGGGUGGGGCGUGA